Messenger RNA from Didymodactylos carnosus, 1221 nucleotides. The record is from the annotation of a GenBank genome assembly. Lineage: Eukaryota; Metazoa; Rotifera; Eurotatoria; Philodinida; Philodinidae.
AACGAAAAAGGAAGGAAGAUAAGGCGGUUUUGACUUGUCUCGAUGAGGAUGAGGCUUUGUUUAAGAGGCUCAUUGAAGACGAUAUAUUAAAGAUAAUAAGUUUUAUUAUUUUAGAUAAUAAGUUACGAAAAUGAAAAAGGUUUUUUGUCUCCAAGUGUUACCGUUCAGGAGUUUUCCAGAGAUCAAGGUCGAAAAAGGACCCUGAAGUGUUUCCCAAGAUUUUUUAAUAUACUUCAAGCUGGAGAGUUUGGGUUUGUUUUGUUUUAAGCUAGACACCUAACUACAGCGUCUGACCGGCGCCGAUUUUUCAAUUAAGCCUUUACUGCUUUUCCAUGCAGCCAACAACCUCCAAACCCGAAAACUCCUUCCGGAUUUUCUAAAAAUUCUCAAUUUGAUAAAAACCUAAGACCUAAUUCAAAAAUCGGCGCCGGUCAGACCAUAUAGUUUCUUUUCCUCUUUUAAACAAAAAACGAAUAAACUCUCUAUGACAAACCGCUAUAAAAAAUCUUGGGAAAUACUUCAGGUGAAGGAAAACGCUGUAUUAAACGCUGUAUGAAAUACUCAAUUUUAGAACUUCUAGAGAAAUGCUUGUAACUUUUUGCUACAAGGUCAUACAGAGUUGUGCGAGGUCUUAUUUUGAUCAGAAACGUUUGUUCUACAAAGCUGUGUGUUUAGAAAAAUUUUAAUUGCAUAAGUAUCCAGGAAAAUGCUAUUAUUUGAAGACCUUGUUUUUCGAGGCUCCUAGAAAACUUGCUCAAAAUCUGCGAAAGACCACUUUUGUAACCAAAAGAUACAGAUUCUGAAAGUAGACACUGCAGGCUAUCUUCCCAUGUGCUUAUCUCAAAACCGAUGUUUUGACCGAAAAUCCGUUUUUCUGAGAGGGGGGGGGCCUUAAUCGUAUUGAUAGCGAUUUGUUGUAAUAUGUUGUUGUUUUUAAGGGAAUAAUUGCCUUGCCUGAGAUUGGUCAACGUUUGGCAACAAAAAUAUUAGAAAUUAUUGAAACUGGUCAUCUAUCAAAAUUAGAAGAAUAUCAAACGAAUGAUGAAGUGAAAAAAAUGGACAUGUUUACCAAGAUAUGGGGUGCGGGACCGACACAAGCUAAAAAAUGGAUUGAUCAAGGUUAUCAAACAUUGGAUGAUUUACGAGCAAAAGCUCAUUUGACACAUAAUCAACAAGUAGGACUUAAAUAUUAUGAUGAAUUUUUACAACGGAUACCACGAG